AUGAAGUUAAUUGUAGUGAUUUCGUUGGCCAUUGGCUUGGUGUACCACGUGAGCGGUGGAGCGAUUCCCACUGCGGAUGUAGAAGCUCAAGAGCAAGAGGUGUUCCAAUAUUUGGAGGAUAUUGAGUCGGAAAUUUUGUCUCGUCGAAACGCCGCCAGCGAGGCAAACUGGGCCUACGACUCGAACAUAACGGACGAAAACUUGGACGUCAAAAAUGAUGUAGCAACCGAGAAUGCUGGUUUCUUUAAGCAAAUCUCGGAAACGCUUUCCCAAUAUGAUUACGAAAGCUUCCAGGAUGAAGAUCUGAAGCGAAGGGUGAAAAAGCUCGUCGGAUUGGGUUAUUCGGCGUUGCCAGUGGAUAAGUUCGCGGAAAUAUUGAAUGCGGUCAAUAACAUGAAAGAAAACUACGCAAAAAUCAAGGUGUGUGACUACCACGACCGCAACAAGUGCGACUUGGCCCUGGAACCGGAGUUGACGGAGAUUCUUGCCAACAGUAGGGAUGCUGAAGAGCUCAAAUACUACUGGCAACAGUGGUAUGAUGCGGCUGGGGCUCCAACCAGAGAGGAUUUCCAGAAAUAUGUGGAUCUGAACGGAGAGGCUGCUAAAUUGAACAAUUAUGCGACCGGAGCCGAAUCUUGGUUGGCGGCUUACGAAGACGACACCUUCGAAGAGCAGGUUGAUGCCGUUAUCGAAGAACUGCGUCCUUUCUAUGAGCAGAUUCAUGGUUUUGUUCGCUACAAGUUGCGCGAGUUCUAUGGUGAGGAUGUUGUAUCCGAAAAGGGACCCAUUCCCAUGCAGCUUCUCGGAAACAUGUGGGCGCAGGGAUGGGGAAACAUUGCAGACAUCACCAGCCCAUUCGGUGACCGGCAGUUGUUGGAUGUGACCGAAGAAAUGCUCCGCCAAGGAUACAACCCGAUACAAAUGUUCGAAAUGGGGGAUGAGUUCUUCCAGUCGCUGAACAUGUCCAAGGUUCCACAGACCUUCUGGGACAAGAGCAUUCUCGAGAAGCCGGACGAUGGUCGUGAUCUAAUUUGUCAUGCCAGUGCAUGGGACUUUUCCAAACCAGACGACGUACGCAUCAAGCAGUGCACCCGUGUGACCAUGGAACAGUUCUUCACCGUUCAUCAUGAGCUGGGCCACGUGCAGUACUACCUGCAGUAUCAACACCUCCCGAGUGUAUACCGUUCGGGAGCCAACCCUGGAUUCCAUGAGGCCGUCGGUGAUGUGCUCUCGCUCUCAGUCUCAACGCCCAAACACUUGGAGAAGAUUGGUCUGCUAAAAGACUUCGUGCUGGAUGAAGAGUCCAAGCUAAACCAGUUCUAUCGUUCAGCAUUGACAAAGUUGGCCUUCUUGCCAUUUGCCUACACCAUCGAUAAGUACCGUUGGGGAAUCUUCCGAGGUGAAAUCAAGCCCGAGGAAUACAACUGCAAGUUCUGGGAGAUGCGCUCGAAGUACUCCGGCGUGGAACCUCCAGUAGUUCGCUCGGAAGCCGAUUUAGACGCACCGGCCAAGUACCACGUGUCGGCCGAUGUGGAGUAUCUUCGCUAUUUUGUCUCGUACAUCAUUCAGUUCCAGUUCCAUCGGGCGGCUUGCGAGAAGGCCGGAGAGUACGUGAAGGGAGAUCCGGUGAAGACAUUGAACGAUUGCGACAUCUAUCAGAGUGCUGAAGCGGGUAACGCUAUUAAGGCGAUGCUGGAGCUAGGUUCGUCGAAGCCUUGGCCAGAUGCAAUGGAGGUCUUGACCGGAGAGCGUCGCAUGAGCGCCGAUGCACUGAUCGAAUACUUCCAACCUCUAUAUGAUUGGUUGGUGGUUGAAAAUGAACGACUAGGAGCUUACGUUGGAUGGGAACAAACAGAUACCGCUCAUUGUGUUUUUAACGGUGAUAGUGUAAGAAGCAAAAAUGAUGUACAAGUGUCCGGUGGCCGUAAAUAUAUAGAUGCAACAACUGAAGACCUACAAGAAUUGGAGGUGGCAAACAUCAUUGCCCAUCCUGAGUAUAACCAUUCAAAUUAUGCAAACGAUAUUGCAAUUAUAAAGUUAACGGCUGAUAUCAACAUAACGUACUUCGUACAACCAGUGUCUAUUUGGAAUUCGGAUAUUGAUGAAAAUCAAAUAUUUGGAUCGCAAGGAACCGUGAUUGGAUUCGGUUUGGACGAAGGUGAUGAAGAAUCUGAUACCCUUCAACAGGCAACGAUACCUGUAUUGGACACUCAAACGUGCCUUGCCUAUGAUAAAGAAACAUAUGGAAAAUACCUAACUACUCAAAUGUUUUGUGCUGGUGGAAAAGACAUGGUCAGUGCUUGCAACGGAGAUAGCGGGGGUGGGCUGUUUUUUAACAUCAGUGGCAAGUGGGGCUUGCGAGGAUUAGUGUCAUUCAGCCCAAUACGACCGAACGUGACCAAAUCUCUAUGUGACAGUUCCAAACCUACGGUGUUUACAGACGUUAUCAAAUAUCGCAAAUGGAUUAUGCGGUAUACAAACACGACAUCGUGGCUGAAUGAUCUAAAGCCGUGCAAAGACGAAUCAAAUGAAAAUGUGAGCAUCUGGCGCUUUUCAUUAAAAGAUGAUACAGCGUUCAACGGUCGUGAAGUCCUGGCCCAAAAAUAUAUUUCCCGGCUCGAUAAAGAUUGUGUAGAGGGCCGUCUCUACUGGACGGAACGUGAAACACAAUCUAUUUUCAGUGCGAAGUACGAUGGGACGGAUAAGAAAGUCUUUAUCACGAAGGAGGUCAAUCCAUUUAAUAUGGCAGUGGACUGGAUCUCACGUCGUCUGUACUGGGUUGAUCAUGUAAAUAGAACUAUCGAGGUUGCCAGCUUGGACAAUCCGGACUUGCGGACAACGGUGUUGAUCAAUGUUGAUAGUAAUGAUAGAAUCGCUGUCGAUCCGCUGCAAAGGAAAGGAAAUGUGUUCAUGGCAGUAGUGCUUGAAGUAGUAGGUGCAGUUUGGAUCCUGGAGACCCUGGGACACAAUUCGCUUUCCGACAUGAUGCCAUCGACCGUUGAGAUCGACGUAGAGAAGGAGCAGAAGCUACCGAAAGAAACCACCUCCAUACCGCAAGUACAAAGAUUAGAUGUUGCCGAAGCGAACCAUUCAUAUACCAACGACGCGAACCCGUUCCAAACCGAUCGUUCGAUUUCGCCGCAGCCGAUCAUCCCCUAA
This is a messenger RNA of Anopheles coustani, 3159 nucleotides long. RefSeq names its product angiotensin-converting enzyme-like. Bases 1 to 3159 code for a protein of 1052 amino acids. The transcript has 10 exons. NCBI's taxonomy places the organism in Eukaryota, Metazoa, Arthropoda, Insecta, Diptera, Culicidae. Gene Ontology annotation, cellular component: plasma membrane. Gene Ontology annotation, biological process: proteolysis. The record is from RefSeq and is a predicted model, not a curated record. Gene Ontology annotation, molecular function: peptidyl-dipeptidase activity; serine-type endopeptidase activity; metallopeptidase activity.